This is a messenger RNA of Brachypodium distachyon (stiff brome), 1229 nucleotides long. RefSeq lists its product as uncharacterized. The coding region runs from base 164 to 502 and encodes 112 amino acids. Lineage: Eukaryota; Viridiplantae; Streptophyta; Magnoliopsida; Poales; Poaceae. The record is from RefSeq and is a predicted model, not a curated record. The transcript has a single exon.
CCCUUCUUCUUCUACUUCUUCUCCUCUGCCCUUUCCCUCCGCGCGCCACGCCUAUAAGAAUCCACCUGCACGGUCUCCUUGGCAGUAGUUUCCACCCCAUCUGAACAGCAACGGACGAUCAAGCCUGCCCAAAUUUCCGACCGAAUUUCGGCGAUCCCGAGAGAUGGGCAACUGCCUCCACAGCCACAGGGGCGGGGGCAGGGGGCGCGCCGUGCAUUGCGGCAAGAAGGGCGCGGCGCCGGUGCAGGAGCUUCCGCGCGACGAGGACUACUGCGAUGGGAAAGCGGCGCCUGCGUCGCCGGUGAAGGAGGUGAAGAUCAGGAUCACGAGGAAGCAGCUGGAGGAGCUGCUGCGGCGGCUGGACCAGGAGGACCCGUGCUUCGGCGGGGGAGCCGUCAUCUCGGAGCUCCUCUGCAUGACCAGCAGCUGCAACUUCCGGCACAGGACGACGGGCAACGGCGCCGGGCAGUGGAUGCCGGCGCUGCAGACCAUAGCGGAGUGAGAUUUCACUGAUAAUCCAUGGUAACAUGCAUCCCUGCUGCUAUAUAGUAUUGCUAGCUGGUUAAUUAGUACUCCGUAUACAGCAUGAUCGACCGCCUGCUAUAUACUUUGUGCUGUAUUAUAUCAUCGAGCCUGUUUGGAACGCCGGAAUUCUCAACGAAUCCUGCAUGUUCCAGGUUGGUCUGAGAAAGUGAAUAAAAAUUUAGUAGGGAAUUGGUAGUGAAUGUAAAUGGACAAUUGGUGGCUUGCUAGGAGAGGUCCUUCCAUUGCUUGCUAUGUAACGUGUGAUUUUGAACACUGGACUUGUACAAUUGUGUAUCGAGUAACUGCAGUAGUAUUGCCAGUACUUGGGUUAAUUAUUCAGCUCAUUAAUCAUAUAUAGCUUAUACAAAUAUGGCCUUCAGAUAUAUUUUCUGUUCUCAGAUUGGGGUUUGACCCAUCUGGAGAUAUUUUGUGUUCAAGAAAGAUCCAGAUGCAGUGACAAUCAACAUGAAAUACCUUCGUUCCGUUGAUGUCAAUAUAUGCUAGCCUGGCACUGUUGUAUACUACUAUGUGUCAUAGGCACAGUUCAGAUAUCAGCACUUUGUGAAGCAAGUGCAGAGGUGGCUGUGCUAUGCUGCUGCGGUUGUAGAGUCUGGAGAGUGGUUGAGAUGAUGAAUCAUCCUCUCCUUGUGGAUCGGUUGGAGCUUUCAUCUAGUCUCAAUUCUAAUGAUCAAGGUCUUUUCUAA